This is a messenger RNA of Chroicocephalus ridibundus (black-headed gull), 5176 nucleotides long. RefSeq names its product interleukin 1 receptor accessory protein (gene IL1RAP). The coding region runs from base 182 to 1975 and encodes 597 amino acids. Lineage: Eukaryota; Metazoa; Chordata; Aves; Charadriiformes; Laridae. The transcript is spliced from 11 exons. The record is from RefSeq and is a predicted model, not a curated record. Gene Ontology annotation, molecular function: interleukin-1 receptor activity. Gene Ontology annotation, biological process: signal transduction.
GCAGGGGGGGGAAACGGGAGGCGGGCGGUGGCGGCGCGCAGCCGGCAGCAGCCCCCGCUCGUCGGCCGGCGGGGAGAGAAAGGAGAGGAAGAAGCAGAACCGCUCGGGAGAGCCCGAGGAGCCGCCGCGGCGGCAGCAGCAGCCCCCGGCGUCCCCUGAGCGGAGACCGUGAGAGCGAAGGAUGAAGAUGGUGGGUGCCCUGCUGAUGACGCUCUGGCUGUGCACGGUCGCCCUCGGCAGCGGCUCUGAACGCUGUGAUGACUGGGGUGUGGACACCAUGAAGCAGAUCCAGAUUUACGAUGGGGAGCCUGCCAAGAUCAAAUGCCCGCUUUUCGAGACCUUCUUGAAGUACAACUACAGCACAGCCCAUUCUGCUGGCUUAACCCUCAUCUGGUACAGGAUCGGGCAGGACCGGGAUCUGGAGGAGCCCAUUAAUUUUCGUCUCCCUGACAAUCACAUCAGUAAGGAGAAAGACACCCUUUGGUUCUGGCCUGCUCUUCUCAAUGACACUGGGAAUUAUACCUGCAUGCUCAGAAAUACAACCUACUGCAGCAAAGUUGCGUUUCCCUUGGAGGUUGUUCCAAAAGACCAACACUCUUGUGUGAGCCAUUCAAUGAAACCUGUUGAGGAGAUGUUCUAUUUGGAGCAUGCCAAUGAGAAGAUCGUAUGUCCAGAUAUCGAUGGAUUUUACCCUGCUAGUGUAACACCAACCAUCAAGUGGUACUUGGACUGCAACUUGAUCAAUGGCUUCUAUGAGCGGUACCCCCAAGGGCCCAGGCUUGUCAUCGGCAUUGUCCGCAGUGCGUAUAAAGGGAAUUACACCUGUAUUGUGACAUUCAAGGACCAUGGAAGAACCUAUAAUCUCACCAGAACCAUAAAGAUGAAGGUGGUGGGAUCUCCUAACAAGGCCUUGCCACCACAGUUCACCUCUCCAAAUGAGAAAGUUGUCUAUGAAGUGGAAGCAGGAGAUGACCUUGUUCUGUCCUGUGAGGUCUUCUUCACCUUCUUGAAGGACUCACGGACCGAGGUGUGGUGGACCAUCGAUGGGAAAAACACAGAUGACAUCAUGGACCCCAAGAUAAAAGUCACACAAAGUGAAAUUACUAGAGAUUUUGAAGACAAAACUGUCAUAAGGACUCUAACAGUUGCAAAAGCCACACCAGAGGACUUGAAACGGAAUUACACGUGCUAUGCCAGAAAUGCCAAAGGCGAGGACCGUAGCCAGGCCAUAGUGCGCAUGAAAGUUGUAGCACCGAAGUACACCGUGGAGCUGGCCUGUGGACUGGGAGCAACCAUCCUGCUCGUUGUGGUGCUGAUAGUCGUCUAUCAUGUUUAUUGGCUUGAAAUGGUCCUCUUCUAUCGGGCUCAUUUUGGAACAGAUGAAACCAUUCUAGAUGGGAAGGAGUACGAUGUGUACGUGUCUUACGCGCGCAACGCGGAGGAGGAGGAGUUUGUGCUGCUGACGCUGCGGGGAGUCUUGGAGAAUGAGUUUGGGUACAAGCUGUGUAUCUUCGACCGAGACAGCCUCCCUGGGGGGAUUGUCACAGACGAAACCCUGAGCUUCAUCCAGAAAAGCCGACGUCUACUUGUUGUACUGAGCCCCAACUACGUCUUGCAGGGGACACAGGCCCUGCUGGAGCUCAAGGCUGGUCUAGAGAAUAUGGCCUCCAAGGGCAACAUCAAAGUCAUUCUAGUGCAGUACAAAGCCAUCAAGAAGAGCAAAGUGAAGGAGCUGAAGCAGGCCAAGGCGGCCUUGACUGUCAUUAAAUGGAAAGGCGAGAAAUCCAAGUUCCCAAAGGGCAGGUUCUGGAAGCAGCUGCAGGUGGAAAUGCCAGUGAAAAAAAUCAGCAGGAGUUUGAGCCUCGACGGGCUCAUACGUAUCCCUGAAAAAUGUUUGACACCAUCAGAAAACAAAUCCCCCCAAAGCCACAAGUUAGGCCAAGGAGUAGGAAGGAACUCAGGGUUUUUGCCAUGAAGGACUGUGUCCUAAGCAUUUCAGUCGUGCCUCCCUGCAGCUUUUCUACUGCCCUGGCAGUAGAGAGACCAAAGAUGCAUACACCUCCUCUCUGCAAGUGCACAUCCUUAUCGUCGACCACACAAGCUCUGGGAUUGAGGUCUAUAAAUUUGGGCUAUCCAGGUGGGAAUGCAGCCAUCACCUUGUGAUGGUGUGUUAUUUGUAUAGGCCGGUACUCCUAGACCUAGGUGCUAUGGGACCUGUGUUAGCAUCCAGGACAGAGCUCCUUUCCUCUCCUAAGCGCCUUCCUCUGUCCUGGCCAUUGGUCCCUGUUGCAGAGACUGGGGAACAGUUUGAAAGGUGGUUCCAGUAUAGAGCCUUUCAUAUGUGUCCUCAUCCUGUGGGAUCACAGAUUUCUGCUUCACUGGGGGGAGCAUAGUCUCUUGAGGUUCCUCAUCUUUGCUCCCCACAUUUCUGUAGGAACAGGUACAUUCAGAUAGCUUGGCAAUGCGAAAUGGCUGGUACAAAAGCAUUUUUUAUUUUCUAUUUUUUAAAUUCUGCUAGGUGAUACUGUAUUGUAGCAUUUCUACUAAUAAGUGAUCGGUGUCUGGGACUCUGCAGUCUUCCGAGUACCCCAGAUCCUUCAGGGCUGUAAUGCUCAUAAUCCAGGGGAAAUCUCUCAUUUGUACAGGCCAUGGAGCAUGUCUGAGAGAUGCUUCUUUGUAGACUAAACUCAGGGACUUCACAAGCACUGCAAGGAACCCCAAUUUACUACUGAACCCACCUACUGUGUCUGUGCUGCUGGCUGGGGAAAAGCAUCAUGCAAGGUGCUGCCAAGGCCUCUGGGAUGACACUGGAUUUAUGUCCAGAUCCCCAGGAGACCCUACAAACUUAUUUGAACUUACUAAAAACUACUGGCUCUGUCCAGCUGGGUAAGACUGGGGGGAAAGGCUGGGAGAGAUGGGGUUGUUCAGCUUUUAGUAGGGCCUGUUGCAAUAGGACAACGGGGAAUGUUUUUAAACUAAAAGAGGGUAGAUUCAGACUAGAUUAAAGGAAGAAAUUUUUUACGAUGAGGGUGGUGAAACACUGGCCCAGGUUGCCCAGAGAGGUGGUAGAUGCCCCAUCCCUGGAAACAUUCAAGGUCAGGUUGGACGGGGCUCUGAGCAACCUGACCUAGUUGAAGGUGUCCCUGCUCAUUGCAGGGGGGUUGGACUAGAUGAUCUUUAAAGAUCCCUUCCAACCCAAAUUGUUCUAUGAUUUUAUGAAGGUGCAGUGUUCUCUGCCUGGCUAUGAACAACAUCACAUUUGUAAUUCAUGGCUCAGGUUUAAACUAGCCUUGGCUUUCCAAAGCAAGCCUGCACCCAUCAUGUUUCCAGCCCAGAGUUGCAGAACAGAGGAUGUAUCUCAGCUUCUGCAACCAUCGCGCAUAUUGGAAGUAUAAAAAACCACUGAGUACCAGUCCUUGCUUCAAUGGGAGGCAGCAGGCGCAGGGGAGGACCCUGGUGAGUUAACCCCCAAGUAGACAGGCUUUUCAGACUGAGAAGGGGAGUGUCCCUUCCCUUGUAGGACAGACCAAAGCACAGCGGGACCCUGGCAUUGAUUGGUACUGUUGUUCACAAUGUUUUCACGUGGAACUAGAAGCUCUGGGGGUGUGCCCAUGCUCCUGUAGCUCCCAGUGCAAGGGCCUGCCACUUAAUUGUGGAAUUCAGUAUUACGCACACUAAGUACGUGCUUCUUUUUUCUCGAUAAUGGUUGCUCCUGAGUCAGCUCUGACUCAUGCUUUCGCUCGGUUGGUGUCCAGCGGGCGAAGCAGAGCCAUUCAUAAUGGCGUUAAAAAAGCACUACAAUUUGGAGUCUAUGCACUAUUCGCCCAGCUGAGCGGGGAGGUUCGAGGGCGUCCCAGUAACCAGCCCAGCCUUAAAGGUGUGGGGAUGACUCCCGGCGCCGGCAAAGCCCCUGGCUCUUAGCAUCUUACGAUUAAUAAAUGUUAUUCCAGGGCAGCGGGGAGCCGCAGACACCCGUGCCAUUGGGCAGGUACUGUACAAAAGUAGAACAAAUAGAACUACUUUCUCACCUUCCUCUUCGUUCUCCCUCCCCCCAGGUAAGCUCUGCUUUAAGCAGGUAAAAUUGCAGUCCGCUUCACUGAAGGCAGUGGAGCUCCUCAGUGGCUCAGAGGGGCUUGAAAGCUUUGCUGCUACAAGCUUUUCUACUGUGGCUGUCUGUGGAGGGGCAGAGCUCCUUCCCACACUCCAGAAAGCUUCGUUUGUAUGAGAUAGCACCCAAAACCAUGCUCAGCUUCACGCAAAGCUAUUGCAACCCCAUCAUUUUGCCCAGCUUCACCUUUUUGUUUGUGUUUUCAGCAUCCCUGUAAUCGGCUGCCAGAUCUGCAGGCAGAGGGAAGGCCCUGAGGCCAAAGCAGAACUGUGUUAGAUUCCAAUUUAAUUUCUAAAAAAUUGUCUCAAAAAUACGCAUAAAUUCAAUUAACAUCCCAGACCUCACCACAUCCCAUCUCACUUUUGGCUGAAGUACCAAGAGAACUUCUGCUGAUGUUUUAGUCUGAUUAUUUUCAGAAGUUAAAUCCACCUCAUUUAUUGUGCUGGUUUUAUUCAAAGAGUUUUCCAAAUAAACAACAGACCAGGACUUUCUCUGGCGUUACAUGGCAGUGGCCCUUGGCACCAUUGCGACCCCAGAACAGGAUUACUGAGAGACAUCAGCAGAGCACCCACAAGGCAGGAGGUGCGAUGGUCUGAAGGGGUCCAGCAUGGGAAGGAAUAGCACUGGAGCAGGCUCUGUUCCUUCCUGGAGCUUUACCACUGGCGCUGCUGGGAGCUGUCAGGCCAGGGGUAAAGCCCAGUCCCAGCUGUAAUGCAGAUCUGCAAAGCACCUCAGAUACGCCUGCCAUUUCAUCCUAUGCCACACGUGGUUUCCAUUACGGGAUUCUGUCACAGCGUCUGUCUAGUUCAGUUGAUUCAUUUGGGUUUCUGUGUUCUAACCUAACAUUUACCAAUAUGCAGCUCCUACGGAGUUCCUCAUUGUUAUUUCAUGGGGAAACAGCAUGGCACAAAUUGGAAAAAAAUGUCUUCCCCCCCUGUGCCAUUUGAUGGUGUACAGCUGUUCCAGAGUUUUCCCUUCUCUUUUCUGUAUGUUUUUGCCUUUGUGUUAUUUGGUCUGUGAAGCGUCAGUAUUAUUUUAUUUUGCUUUUCAAUAAAACAUUUUCACUUU